AUGGCCACAUUACCUUCAGGCCGCCGUACGCAUCGGAAAUCGCGAUCCGGGUGCUUACAAUGCAAAAAGCGAAAAGUCAAGCUUAUUGUUCUGUAUCAGUGCGACGAAAGUCAGCCACAUUGCCGGAACUGUGAGAAGCACGGGGUGGUCUGUUCCUUCGCCAGUCCAGCUGUGCUUUCCACGCCACAAACGGAUGUAGUAGAGUCACCUGUCUCACUAUCUGGCCCAGACAGCACUAGCUCUGGGGUAUCUCGUGCUCAAACACUUGGCAUGUCACAAGCCUUACCGAGUCUGUCCUCAUUAGGGCCAUUCCCCUCUACAUUGGCUGUUUUUGACCUGGAACUGUUGCACCACUGGACAACAUCAACCUGCUACACACUAUCGCGGAGUCCCUCUGUGCAGAGUGUCUGGUGCAAUGAAGCCCCUCGAAUUGGGUUUUCGACGCCGCCAGUAUUACACAUCUUGCUAGCAUUUUCAGCGCUCCAUCUAGCUCGCUCCGAUGAAUCUCGACGCGCAAGCUGUCUUGCUCACGCGCAGAUGCACCACAGCAUCGCCGUGAGAGAGAUGAUCCCACUUGUCUCAACUCUUGCGCGGGACAAUGGCGCAGCGCUUUUCAUUUUCUCCUCUCUAACGUGCAUGUUCUCCUGCGCCAAGCCAUCGGAAGAAGGCGAUUUCUUGGUCCUCUUUGAGCGUGGCAAUCUAUCAGAGUGGGCCCGUCUUUUUAGAGGGACAACGACUGUUAUCCUUACUGGCGGUGAAGAUCUUCUUACAGGGAGGCUGGCACCGAUUUUCACGAAUGGAUCUUAUCUAGCUGCUGCCCAUCGCUCACCACAGGCCCUAGAGCAAGGCAAACCGCAUGUUUGGGAGUUGCAACAAAUGAUAUGGAGGGAGUGCGUGGCUGACCCAGCACUUCGUGGUAUCUAUCAAGAUGCUUCAGAUGAACUAGCUCGAACAUUGGGUCUAGCCGUAAGGCCUAGCGUCAUGCGGAGACUCGAGAGUGCAGAUGUCUUCCGGUGGCUGCUUGAUGUCUCAGAUGAAUAUUUAAACCUCUUGUGUCAGGAAGCGCCUAUUGCACUCAUUAUCUUUGCUCAUUGGUGCGUAUCUAUUCGUCAGAUCGAGUGGAUGUGGUGGAUGGAAGGUCUAAGCUCGCGUCUUAUGACACAACUAUACUCUGUAUUGGAUCCGAAAUAUCGAGAUUGGCUUUCAUGGCCACAGGAGAUUAUUACUGGGAGCCAUUAA
Penicillium vulpinum is the source of this 1239-nucleotide messenger RNA. Its product is annotated as Zn(II)2Cys6 transcription factor domain-containing protein. Bases 1 to 1239 code for a protein of 412 amino acids. The record is from RefSeq and is a predicted model, not a curated record. Gene Ontology annotation, biological process: regulation of transcription by RNA polymerase II. Gene Ontology annotation, molecular function: zinc ion binding; DNA-binding transcription activator activity, RNA polymerase II-specific. NCBI's taxonomy places the organism in Eukaryota, Fungi, Ascomycota, Eurotiomycetes, Eurotiales, Aspergillaceae. The transcript is spliced from 2 exons.